UUUCUGAUUCUGGUGAGAUAUACGUCUCUUUUGUGUGUCAUUUUUGCACUUUUACAACAUUUUUGACGUAAGCGAUUUAACGUGUUUCUGAGUUUCUGUUGUGCGUCCUAAGAGACGAAGUCUGCUUUAGGUCCCGACGUUCCAAGAUUGUUAGAUUAGAAUGUUGAAGACAAUCUCGAGGGAUUUUACUCAAGUAAUACUAUCUACUAGAAGGAACUGGAAGUCACCUGUUGAAAAGCUUAUCGCGUUCGGUACAUCAGCGCUUAUUGUCUAUAAUGCCGCUCGAGAUGCAUCAGAAAUUCCUUGUCUUUUACCAACAGCGCAUGCAAAUGAGUCACUAGAAGUUGCGUCUUAUCCUUGGUCCCAUGCCAAGCCAUGGCAGGCAUUCGAUACGAGCUCGAUUCGCCGCGGUUACCAAGUAUAUCAGCAAGUGUGCGCUUCUUGUCAUGCUAUGCGUUUCUUAUCGUAUAGAAAUUUGGUCGGCGUUGCUUACACUGAAGCAGAAGCCAAACAAAUGGCGUCGGAAAUCGAUGUGGAAGACGGGCCUAAUGACAAAGGUGAAAUGUUCGAAAGACCUGGCAAACUUACGGAUCCCUUCCCUCGUCCCUAUCCGAAUGAAGCGGCCGCACGUGCCUCAAACAACGGCUCUUACCCUCCAGACCUCUCCCUGAUCGUCAAGGCUCGUCCAGGAGCCGAAAAUUACAUUUUUUCACUGAUUUCUGGCUACUCUGCUCCUCCUCCUGGUGUAGAAGUGAAAGAAAACAUGUACUACAACCCCUAUUUUCCCGGUUCUCAAAUUGCUAUGCCGCAGCAGCUCACCGAUGGAUGCAUCGAAUAUGAUGAUGGCACAGAAGCAUCUAUCUCCCAAAUGGCGAAAGAUGUCACCACCUUUCUCGCUUGGGCAGCAGAACCUCACCAAGAUGAGCAUAAAAAAUUCGGUCUGAAGGCCUGUCUACUUUUCACGCUUCUUGCAUGCCAAUUUGCCUAUUUCAAGAGACUCCGAUGGGGCAUCAUCAAACACCGUGUUACUGCUAUCAAAAAAUAACCACAUUUUCACGUCUCGUGAAAAAUCGUAAAAAUUGUUUUUUUUCACUUUUGCGUAAAACGGUGUCGAGCCGACAUGCGAUGCGUCUCUCUGUUCGCACCACCCCUCUUGAAACAUCUAAAAUUGGUACACAUAUGCAUGAGGGACUAAUUCACGAGUUCUAUAUUGAUGAUGUGCGAGAGCACG
This is a messenger RNA of Schistocerca gregaria, 1231 nucleotides long. RefSeq lists its product as uncharacterized. The transcript is spliced from 3 exons. Gene Ontology annotation, molecular function: heme binding; electron transfer activity. The record is from RefSeq and is a predicted model, not a curated record. Bases 161 to 1045 code for a protein of 294 amino acids. NCBI's taxonomy places the organism in Eukaryota, Metazoa, Arthropoda, Insecta, Orthoptera, Acrididae. Gene Ontology annotation, biological process: mitochondrial electron transport, ubiquinol to cytochrome c.